Brassicogethes aeneus is the source of this 889-nucleotide messenger RNA. Lineage: Eukaryota; Metazoa; Arthropoda; Insecta; Coleoptera; Nitidulidae. The record is from the annotation of a GenBank genome assembly.
UCUGUUUUAUAUUUUUGCAAGGGAAAAUAAAUAAAAACCCAUAAUGCACACCGUGCUGCAAAGAGGGAACUCUAUUUUAGCGUACGCUUUGAGCGUUCUAGCGUGCUUAACGUUUUUGUGUUUUGCCUCUACUGUUUUUCUGGAUUAUAGGACGCAAGCUAAAAUGAACACUGUUAAAGUUGUUGUAAAAAAUGUACCUGAUUACAGCGCCUCAAGAGAGAAAAAUGACUUAGGUUUUCUUACAUUCGAUUUGCAGACCGAUUUGACCAGUUUGUUUAACUGGAACGUAAAGCAAUUGUUUUUAUAUUUAACAGCCGAAUAUGAGACCCCAAACAACGAAUUAAACCAGGUGGUUUUAUGGGAUAAGAUAAUUUUGAGGGGGGAGAAUGCAGUUUUGGACUUUAAAAAUAUGAAUACCAAAUACUAUUUCUGGGAUGAUGGUAAUGGUUUGAAGGGAAACAAGAAUAUUACUCUAACAUUGUCAUGGAAUAUCAUUCCAAAUGCUGGUUUAUUACCAAACAUUUUUUCCCAUGGUCAGCAUUCCUUUAAAUUCCCCAUGGAAUACACAACUUCAAGGGUUUAAUAUUAAUAAAUAAAUAAAACAAAAUAAAACAUUUUUGUUAUGAAAAAUAAUUUAUUGCCUAAGUAAAUAAAAAUAAUGAGAAAACAGCUUGUGUAUUAUUAACUAAUACAAGGUACUCAAUAAAACAAUUUGAACAUAAUAAAUAAUAAAAACAAUAUUGCCAUAAGAAGCAGUAGUACAGUACAGUACAGUAUAAAACGUUUAUUUUGUAAUAUCUAGAAGUGUUUAAUUUAAUUCAGUUUGAACGUCUUUAUCUUCUUUUGUUUCUGGGCUAAAUUUUUUUGAGAUUUUUAGCAUUUCUCUCAA